AUGCGCCUAUUCACUGCUUAUUUGAUUAUGGUUAUGCUGCUUCUGCUGCGGAUGAACUCAGAUGUGAGAAAGGCUUCUGGAGGCAGGGGCCCAAAUCUGACGCAACGAGUGUUGCUGAGGCUCUUGCUGAAUGGCCAUUCCUUAGAACAGUUUGCCGGCGGGCACUCCGCAGCAGCACCAGUAGCAGCCGCAGCAGAUCCAGGAGCAGAAACAUCAGAAGAUCCAGCAUCGGUAAAUGCUACGAAGGAUGCACGCAAAGCUUUGUGCCAGUGCGAAUGCAGCAAGAAGGGGAAUUGCUCCCGCUAUUCUGCUCUUUCUGACCACUUGAAUGCCCGCGCUGCUUGUGCCGCUCUUGUAGAGGGGCUGCUAAGUUCAGCCGAGGCAUCGCAGGGAGGCCUUGAGGCUUUAGGGCUGCGAGCAGUACCUAGGCCCGGUGAAAUAGCAAUGCUGCUGGAUCGCCUUUCUGCAAACGUACACUCAAUAACGAAUUCAGGGGAUUCCAGGACUCAAGGGGGCUCUCCCUCAGGGGGAUGCCCUUGCUGUGAUCUCGGAAAGGAAGUGGCAGUUGGGCUUUAUGGCCAACCGCUUUGUCAAUUUAACCAUUCUUGCUUCCCCAAUGCUGCGAUCGUGUUUGGGGGUCCCGAGGGGGCUUUGGAAAUAGCUGUCAUCGCUUCUCGGUCUAUCAUGUGUGGCGAAGAGGUCUGCAUUUCGUACGUCUCCCCGGCUGCCGUGAGACAUGAAAGGAGGAAAAAGCUGUAUCUUGAAUAUGCAUUCACUUGUACCUGCGUACUGUGUUGCUCUUGCAGCGAUAGGGCGUGCAGCAGCACCAAUGUCAUCGCCCACGGGAACAGCAACUGCAGCAGCAACAGAGGGAACAGCAGUGACAACAAACGCAACCCCGCAAGUCCCUCCAGAAGCAGCAACACCAGUGACAGCAAAAACAGCAGCGCGAAAAGGACAGACCAGUCUUGUUCUAUAUCCUUCUCUCCAGCUGAGGCGUUUGAUUUGCAGCUGCGCGCUGUAUUUUGUCCUAAAGCUGCUUGCGUUUCUUUAAGGGGUACGGCCGAAGCAAAUGUUCUUCUUAACCUGGAAAAUGCUAACCAGGAAUACCUUGACAGUUUCUCUCAUCGUGAGAAAUCACCUGCUGAAGAUUCCUCCGGCGGAGCAACCAGCAGCUGUGUACACACUGUUGACCCUAGGGGGCCCGAGAAGGCCGCCCGCCUUCGGCGGCUGCAGCUGCCGGUGCUUUGCGUGUACAGACCGAGGGAGGACUUGUGGGAGCCCGUGCAACUUCGUACAAGCGAUAGUACGACACAAGCUCCGAAGCUGGGGUCUUCACCUCAAGGCAACCCCACAAUUAGAUUGGUUCCAGAAGAACUGGAGCAACUUGCAUCUGCUAAUGGCCCAACACCCCCGACUUCUAAUCCACCCGACAUUCGUUGCUGCGGGUGCGGUGAUACUUACGAGCUAGGAGAGAUUUUGCGCGUGGUGGAGCUUAUUAGGAAGUUAGAGGAAAGUGCUCAGCGUCUGUGUCAAGCUUGUUCUGUGGAAAAGAGCGAAACCAUUGAAUUGGAGGGGAGGGCGGUUCUAAAGUUGUUCUCUGCAGUCCGGGCAUAUACACAUCCCGGAAAUUUGUUUCUUCUGAAUAUUGCGGAAAGCCUCAACCGUUAUUGCAGGGGACUUGCUGCCCUUUAUAAUGGCGUCGGGUUGACUGUUUCCCAACAUCUCUCUCGGGCUGCUGCAGCACUACACGGCCGGUGCAGCACCCAGCAUGCAGACCUCCUGGUGACUGAAGGUUCUCUCCUGCAUUUUCUGUCCCAAGCGGAUACCGAUGAGGAGGCCAUACGGGCCUGGUCACUGUGGGCCGAUGGAGAUCCUGCAACGGCAGCAACCCGCAGCGCAGCAGGAGUUGUCGACAGCGCCAACACAUCUGAUGCGACGGGCUCGGAAACAAGAGCCAAGUUAGUUCUUCAGGCCCGCGAAUGUCUGCUGCAGGCAUGCAGCAUUUUCUUUUCGUAUGAAGGCUGCUGUGCAGAGCGGCAAAAGGGUAGAGUUGCUGAGGGACGGAUUGCUGACUGUGACAGGGAACUGCAGGCCUUGGGAUUUCCUUCUCGGUGA
Molecule: messenger RNA, 2118 nt
Organism: Eimeria acervulina
Lineage: Eukaryota; Apicomplexa; Conoidasida; Eucoccidiorida; Eimeriidae
Product: zinc finger MYND domain-containing protein, putative
Exons: 1
Coding region: 1-2118 (705 amino acids)
Cellular component (GO): nucleus
Molecular function (GO): protein binding
Source: RefSeq, a predicted model, not a curated record